Molecule: messenger RNA, 1119 nt
Organism: Esox lucius (northern pike)
Lineage: Eukaryota; Metazoa; Chordata; Actinopteri; Esociformes; Esocidae
Product: H-2 class II histocompatibility antigen, E-U alpha chain-like
Exons: 2
Coding region: 585-896 (103 amino acids)
Biological process (GO): positive regulation of T cell activation; antigen processing and presentation of exogenous peptide antigen via MHC class II; peptide antigen assembly with MHC class II protein complex
Cellular component (GO): MHC class II protein complex
Molecular function (GO): MHC class II protein complex binding
Source: RefSeq, a predicted model, not a curated record
AAAGGAAGAAGAGUUUUGGCAAAUUGAUUAAAAAAAAAGAUACAUCUAAAAAAUUAUAUGAAUGGUAUAUAAAUAAAAUAAAGUAUAUGGCCCUCACUAUGUUUGAGCCCAGAAUAGGACUGGACUGUUUUUGCUAUUUAUUUUUUGCAGUCUUUUUUUUUCUGAACCAUUUGGGCAAAACAAUGCUUUUUACAGUAUAUGUUUAUUAUCAUCAAUAUUAGUUUUGAGGUACUUCUAUUAGAUUGGGUUAAUAAAAACUCCAGAGGGUUCAGGAAACAUGUUUUUGAGAAAAAUGUGAGCACUCAUAUUUUCAGGGUAAGACUAAGACAUUUCUAUGAUAUGUAUAAGAACAAAAAUGCUCAUUUUAGAUUGCAGUCAUUAUCACAUAUGCCAGAGCACUCAUCUCAAAAAGCAAGACAAUGCAUUGUUACUGACCAAUAUGUUUCAGAAUAAGUGUUGUUGCAUGAUUUCUGCUACCCCCAGAAGCCCCUGAGAGCACCAUCUACUCCAGAGAGGAUGUGAAGCUUGGGGAAAACAAUACUCUCAUCUGUUUUGGGAAUAAUUUUUUUCCCCCCCCUGUGAAAAUGUAUUGGAAGAAGAAUGGCAUGGAGGUGACUGAGGGAACAUCUCUUAGUCAAUACUAUCCUAAUAAAGAUGGAACAUUCCACCAGUUUUCUACCCUGAGUUUCACCCCAGAGGAGGGGGACAUUUAUGCCUGCACUGUGGAGCACACUGCCUUGAACAAACCCCAAACCAGGUUCUGGGAGUAUAAGAACAGUGAGAUGAAUGGCUCCAGUGCUGGCUCUGCUGUGUUCUGUGGACUGGGCCUGGUUCUGGGGCUAUUGGGGGUGGCUUCUGGAAUAUUCCUCUAUGUCAAAGGACAACAGUUCAACUGAGUAGUGGAUGACACAUUUAACAUGGGAAAAGUCCUCACUUUUACCAUUUUGUAGGGAAACGUGACAAAGAAUGGAAUAAUAUGAGCUCUUAAUAGCAACUAUUGAUUUAUCACAUGUAUUGUAUACAGAGCUGUAUUGAAUGUAACGUAUUCUUAAUAACGAAUGUAAAUAAAAUGCACAUUAAUGACUUACAUAUGGGUUAUGUCAAUAGAAUACACUGUUG